AGCGUGGGUCACUGGCGCAGCUGACAUCGCCCUGGGCAGUUCCCUCGGCCAUCUCUGGCAUUGCUUGUACCGUCUCAUUUUACAAGGAGAAAGGGGGGAAAAGCGAGCGAGGCAGGGGGCACAGGCAGGCAGCGCCAUGUAGAUGACGGCGGCUCUGAGAUGUGUCAGAGGGGACCACGCCUUACUCUCGCUGGCGGCCAUGUUGCGAUCCUUUUGCUGAAAAUUGCAUCGCUUCAUCAGCAACAGUAGAGAAAUCUGAGAAGGACAAUUUGCUUGGGAGUUUUCUCACGUGACCUCUAAAGAGGUCAGUUUAUACGACCAGAGGGAUUAGACCGACCGCACCGAGCUAGGCUGCUACCGAGGGGGUGGAAGCAAAAUGCCGAAGCCGAUCAAUGUACGGGUUACUACCAUGGAUGCAGAGCUCGAGUUUGCCAUCCAGCCAAAUACAACUGGCAAGCAGCUCUUUGAUCAGGUUGUGAAAACUGUUGGACUAAGAGAAGUGUGGUUCUUUGGCCUACAGUACAUAGACAGUAAAGGUUAUACUACAUGGCUGAAGUUGAACAAAAAGGUAACUCAGCAGGAUGUAAGAAAAGAGAAUCCACUACAGUUUAAAUUCAGAGCAAAAUUCUUUCCAGAAGAUGUGUCUGAGGAGUUGAUCCAAGAAAUUACACAGCGUCUAUUCUUCUUGCAAGUAAAGGAGGGUAUUCUAAAUGACGAAAUCUACUGCCCACCUGAAACUGCAGUCCUGCUUGCUUCAUAUGCUGUGCAAGCCAAGUAUGCAGAUUUUAACAAAGAGGUCCAUAAAUCGGGUUACCUGGCCAGUGACAGACUUCUUCCCCAGCGUGUCUUGGAACAGCACAAGUUGACAAAAGAACAGUGGGAAGACAGGAUACAGACAUGGCAUGAAGAACAUCGAGGAAUGUUAAGGGAAGAUUCAAUGAUGGAAUACCUCAAAAUUGCUCAAGAUCUUGAAAUGUAUGGUGUGAAUUACUUUGAAAUCAAGAACAAAAAGGGAACAGAGCUGUGGCUUGGUGUUGAUGCUCUUGGACUUAACAUCUAUGAACAUGACGAUAAACUGACACCUAAAAUAGGAUUUCCUUGGAGUGAAAUAAGAAAUAUAUCCUUCAAUGACAAAAAGUUUGUCAUAAAACCUAUUGAUAAGAAGGCACCUGAUUUUGUAUUCUAUGCUCCACGCCUGCGGAUCAACAAACGAAUUCUAGCACUUUGUAUGGGAAAUCAUGAGUUGUAUAUGCGAAGGAGAAAACCUGACACUAUUGAAGUACAACAAAUGAAAGCACAGGCCAGAGAAGAAAAACACCAGAAGCAGUUAGAAAGGGCACAGUUGGAAAACGAGAAAAAGAAAAGAGAACUGGCGGAAAAGGAAAAAGAGAGGAUAGAACAUGAAAAAGAAGAGCUCAUGGAGAGACUUAGACAAAUUGAAGAGCAGACUUUAAAAGCCCAGAAAGAGCUAGAAGAUCAAACCCGACGGGCUUUAGAGCUUGAGCAGGAAAGGAAAAAAGCAAAGGAGGAGGCUGAGAGACUGGAAAAAGAGCGUCGCAGUGCGGAAGAAGCUAAAGCUGCCUUGGCCAAACAGGCUGAAGAUCAAAUGAAAAAUCAGGAGCAAUUGGCAGCUGAACUCGCUGAAUUUACUGCCAAAAUUGCUCUUCUGGAGGAUGCAAAGAGAAAGAAGGAAGAAGAGGCCACAGAAUGGCAGCAGAAAGCAGUCACGGCUCAGGAAGACUUGGAAAAAACCAAGGAAGAGUUGAAGAUUGUGAUGACAGCUCCUCCUCUGCCACCUCCACUUGUUAUUCCACAAGCUGAAAACGAGCAUGAUGAUGAGCAGGAUGAGAAUAAUGCUGAAGCCAGUGCUGAACUCUUAUCAGAAGGAGUAGCAAACCAUCGCAGUGAGGAGGAGCGCAUAACUGAAACACAGAAGAAUGAACGUGUAAAGAAACAGCUGCAGGCAUUAAGUUCUGAAUUGGCUCAUGCCCGUGAUGAGACAAAGAAGACUGUAAAUGAUGUCAUCCAUGCUGAGAAUGUUAAGGCAGGCCGUGACAAAUAUAAGACCCUGCGACAGAUACGACAAGGCAACACAAAACAGCGCAUUGAUGAAUUUGAAGCUAUGUGAGCGUGCAGUUACUUUAUAAUGUUCUUUAAAACAGCUGAACCACUAGCAGAGGAACAAGUAGCAUUCUGGAACUGUAACAUUAAUUCACCUUGCCAAAGUAUUGUACUUGUUAGAUCUGCAGGAGUUAGAUGUAAAUUUUUUAAGGCAGUUGGUAACUAUCCUUAAAACAUUUUAUAGCACAACAGUUAACAGCUGGAGUUAUUCAGAAAAUACUGUUGCUUUUUGUUGAAUAGGCAUGUUUAAUAUCAGUAAAAUGCAUGUGUGAAGUUGGCUUAAUCUCUGUAGCUUUUCUUAAAAGUUGUAUAAAGUUAGUAUAGAACUUAGGAUUUAAGCAAUCUGCCUUAAAUGGCAAAGCCUGCAUAAUUCAGGUCUAAUUUCAGUGACUGAAAUGUAAUAUUAUCUGAAUACAGUAAAAUAUCAAACUAAAUAUCUUUAAAGUUGGUGUUUCAUGUCUUAUCAUCAUAGAUGGUUUUCUUUGCCUACCUGUUCACAAAGACUUAAAUGAUAAUAGUUCAGCUAGAAACUACUCUAAGACACAGCAAGUAAUGAAGAGUCAUAGGGUUUUAUGUUUACAUAAAUCAAAUUUAAUACAGCAUCUGUUAGUGAACAAUUCUUAAUAUUGGGCCUUUCUGGCAGGGGAGCAUAUGAAAACAUCAGUCCCAAGGUGGGGACAGUAUACUACCUCAAUAUUAUACACAUGAUGAAUGGCCAAUCAAACACCCUCUCAAUACAUGUGAAUCAUAUAAAAGAUGUUUUUUUUAAAAUUCUUGCAUCUUUGGUACCUGUUAUUCUAAAAUCUGAAGUGUACGGCUGCAAUACCUACUAUAUAGAGUGGUCUAAUCUGUGCAUUAGAAAUAAAAUUGGCUGACAAGUAUUUGUAUUGCAUUUAAUAAUUGUGUUGGAACCCAGGAUGCUUUUUUCCAAAUGUGUAUGUGCACACAUUUCAGGUGAAUGAUGUUUGAGGUAACUUGCAUAAUAAAAUUCAAGUAAUGAGUAAAUUACAUUAGGACAGACAGUGAAUGGUGUUUUAACAUUUGUUAUCAAACUCUCUACAUUUCCUGAAUAACCAUUUUACUGCAAUAAAUUCACUUCUGAUUUGUCCUUGCUUCCUCUGUAGUUGGUUCAGCUAAAUUCCUGUUGGUAUUAUGCAUUAUAAAUCAGCAUUCAAUAUCUGUAAUGAUGGUUUAUUUAAAUUGCCAUUUAUAGUUGAGCAUUUAACAUGCCUGGUAGGCAAAAUAAUGAACAAUUUUGUUGCGCUCUUUGUGACUAUAAUUACAGGUAAAGUUUUGAUUUGCAUCAUGAGUUAACAUCUAGUUUUUUUUUGUAAUUGCAUACCAAACUUUUCUAGAGGGACAGCAGGCAAUUUCUGAGGACUGAUUAGUGAAUGUUGUGCAUAUGCUUAAAAAAUGUUUUGAAGUAUUUCUACUUGCAGUGUAAUACUGUUAAUGCAUAGAAACAUGCACUAAGGCAUGCGCAUUAGUAUUUUUAUACUGGACAAUAGAUUUACAGGAGCAAGUUGAAAUACUGUGGAUUCCAGUGGAUUUUUCUGAAAUGUCCGCACUAACAUUGAUGUUAGUACAUUGGUAUCGGUAUUGGACAAUGCAGUUUAAUAAAACUGUAAUCCUGAUUAGAGUUCCACUUAUCAAAUUGUGCAACUCCUUGAUCAUCCAUAAUUUCCAGUGUAUAUUGACUGAAAGGCUAAAGUUGCUAUCACUAGCAUUAUAGAACACCUGUUAUAAAAUACAUUGGUUUGUUUCUUCUAAAAAUAACUACAAAUGCUUUUCCCUGGCACCAUGUACUGUGUUGUACAACUGAGCAUAACUAUUUUGAACAUUCAUUGGUUAACAAUAAAAUUGUAAAAA
Messenger RNA from Mobula hypostoma (lesser devil ray), 3990 nucleotides. Its product is annotated as radixin. The record is from RefSeq and is a predicted model, not a curated record. Gene Ontology annotation, cellular component: plasma membrane; apical part of cell; microvillus. Gene Ontology annotation, molecular function: actin binding; cell adhesion molecule binding. Bases 377 to 2128 code for a protein of 583 amino acids. NCBI's taxonomy places the organism in Eukaryota, Metazoa, Chordata, Chondrichthyes, Myliobatiformes, Myliobatidae. The transcript is spliced from 14 exons. Gene Ontology annotation, biological process: regulation of cell shape; positive regulation of early endosome to late endosome transport; regulation of organelle assembly.